CAGCUACUCAUCAUGGUUUGGAGGACUUCGUGCUACAAACUAUAAUCGACAAGAUCGCUGUUGCAAUAUCGUCACUCCCGAUGCGACAUCGCCAUUGUCGUCUCUACUGUCGUCGUAACCGCUGCACGGCGCGCUGUCGGAAUAGCCUAUUGUCUACUCCUAGACGUCUCGCCGGUUAUGGCACUACUGUCGUCGUGUCUGCUGUACGGCACGCUGCCGAUCAUGCCAACAUACACCACCCCGUUAAUGAUUGCCAAGAUGCCUGUCGAACUCCUCCGUUACUUCCCGACUGUCCCGUCGGAAGUUUGUCAUAUCCACCAGCUCUACUUCGUCGGCGAUAUCCGCGCUGGGAGGACCCCGCCGCAAGCCAAGUCGUCAAAAGCUGCGACGACUCCAGCAGUUGUGGAGGGCCAGGAGGAUCCUGUUGUCAAGAAGAAAAUGGCAACACUGUAG
Messenger RNA from Phytophthora nicotianae INRA-310, 453 nucleotides. RefSeq lists its product as hypothetical. Bases 178 to 453 code for a protein of 91 amino acids. The record is from RefSeq and is a predicted model, not a curated record. The transcript has 4 exons. NCBI's taxonomy places the organism in Eukaryota, Oomycota, Peronosporomycetes, Peronosporales, Peronosporaceae.